UGCAAAAUAAAUGCCGGUUAGUCCUCAAAGGAAAAAAAAUAACACUAUCCAAUUAAGGACCGGACAGUAAAUAACAAAAUAGACUUUAAAAGACAGAAUCCUCAAUAUAGGUACACACUUUCUAGAUCUAGAUCUACCUAUUCUAGAUUGAAGUAAGCGAAGGGCUAAAUGAGAUAAAAGAAAAUGUGACAGUUAUUGAGAUCUUGUGAAGAACCCAAAACAAUGUAUUAUGCUUUACCAGUUUCGUUGAUCUAGUGACUUCUUUAAUUAAAAAGACAGUUAACAGUUAUUUUAUUUAGGCGAAUGAAAUUAAGACAAAUUUAAUGUUAGAACAAGAGGUAAUGUCAUGUGAAACUGACAUGGCAGGACAGUCCCCACUUGCUCUCAGUGUGCAGCAAGAAGUACAGUUACGUUUUCUUGGUCCUGCAGAUGUGGCUGAAGUAAAGAAACUUUGUAGAGAAUGGUUUCCAAUAGAAUAUCCAGAUUCGUGGUAUGAAGAGAUCACUUCCAACUCAAGAUUUUAUUCUUUAGCUGCCACCCAUCACGCUCGUAUUAUAGGUCUGAUUGUGGCAGAGCUUAAACCUCAAGGAAAACUGAACAAGGAAGAUGGUGAUCUACUGGCUAGCUACUAUCCACCCACUGCACAGGUUGCUUAUAUACUCAGUUUAGGAGUUGUUGGAGAUUUUAGGCGCAAUGGCAUUGCAUCACUACUGUUGGACAGCCUACUAUCAUACCUAACAUCUAAGGACCGUGCAGAUUGCAAGGCAGUGUAUCUUCAUGUGCUGUCCACUAACACAGUUGCUCUUAGAUUCUACGAGAGGCGCAGGUUUCGGCGGCAUCUCUUUCUACCAUACUACUACGCAAUACAAGGAAAAGCCAGAGAUGGAUAUUCUUAUGUGCUUUACAUAAAUGGUGGCGAACCUCCCUGGUCUAUUUUUGAUUAUUUAACACACUGCAGCACUGUAGUGACAAAGCUACAACCUUGUGCACUUCCUCGUCAAGUCUACAGUGCUGUCAGAAAUAUUGUCCAGCGUUUGUUAUCUAGAUCAGUGACGGAAGUCUCACACAACAGCUGAUGAACUUCUUUUGUAUAUCAGCUCAAUUUAAUCUUGCUAUUUUACAAACACUGGAUGUUUCUUCAACUUUUUGGAGCCAUGUUGUGAUAAGCACCUUCAAAUGGGGAAAAUUCAGUUGGUUUAAACAGGUCAUAUGUUGGCUCUUCUAGGGGAACAAAUAAGCAGCUUCAAGCAACAAUUCAGUUGGUUUGGAAUUAGAAGAGUUAACGUUUUGUCUAUUAUAGGGGAACAAAUAAGCAGCUUCAAGAGACUAUUCAGUUGGUUUGGAAUUAGAAGAGUUAAUGUUUUAUCUAUUCUAGGGGAACAAAUAAGCAGCUUCAAGAGAUUAUUCGUUUGGUUUUGAAGCGUUAAUUUAUUGUCUAUUCUAGGGGAACAAAAUAAGAUAGCUUACAAUGCAAUUUCACAUUGGGAAAACACUGUUAAACAUUGUGUUGUUUGCCUAAAGUUUAUUUUUUACACUGAUCAAUCUGUGAAUGCUUAUAAAAACUUGUAUUUAUUUUAUUUUUUUGCUGGCUUGACAGCUUACAUUCUUGUGACCAAUCAUUCAGUUUAAGUUGAAAAAAUACAUUUGUUUUGUAGUCUAGUCUUCACAAUCCCUUUGAUCUAUGGUAUAGAUCAUUGUAUUAGAUGUUUUAUUGCUCCACUCUAAUACUUGUAUACCACUAGUCCUGUGUUUGGGGUAUUAAAAACAUUUAUAUUGUUGUUGACCUUACACUAUCUUUAUUCAGUAAAUUUCUAUUGAGUAGUGAUAGUUUUUGUUUUUUAAAUCUUUACCCAUCAUUUUUAUCUCAUAGAUAUGUGAGGUGUUGUUAAUACUUCUUGUGAUAUCAGUUUCUUUUUCAAAGGUAUCAGACUGAUACAUUGUGAUGAAUAAGUGUAAUGACAGGUUUGAUGGAUUGGGCACCUUCAUGGUUUAAUUAACUGCAAGGCAUACAAUUUUUCAAAAAGGUAUCAAUAGUGUUCUAGAAUAUUUUUUUAAAGUGCCUUUAGCAUAACUAAUAUGCUGCUCCCUUAUUGCAAUGUGUAUCACUACAGAAGAUGGUAUAGUUAACUUUUUGUUCAAAUAAUGCAUUUCUCUGUGACUUCAUUUAUUUUCAGUGCACAGGGGUAAUUAUAUUUAUUCAUGUUUAAUUUUAACUGGUUUAUAGAGAAAAAUAGUUAAUGUGGGAUCAAAAAGUUAUUUGGCAUUUGACCUAUCAAUUAAUUACCAGAAUUUGUUGGUUUUGAGUAAUGAUUUGUACAGUGAAGAUUGUUUAAAAAGUUGACAUGUUUGUCUCUGUGCUAUGACUUAUGCUGUACUGUGAAAAAUGAUUCUGAAAGAAGGUUGGUUUUAAAUAACAUUUUCAUAUUUAAGACAAGUACACUUAAGUCAGAAUUUUCUUGCAAGUGUGUGUAAAGAACUAAUUAGAAGUAACAAAAAAAUCCCUAAAUUAAUACUCUGCAUGACCGCCACAUAAUUUGAGCUUGAUCUCAAAAUUGAGAGAGGUACAGGCCAACUCACAUUGUAGUAAAGUGUAAAGGGUCACAAGUUUUACAAGCCUACUCCAGUUCCACAUAAACUAGAAAAGAUGUAGCAUUUUAACUUAUGAUUUUUGUUCUGUCCAAAUGUUUCUCAAUUUAAAAGCUCCCUGUCAGCAUAACCAAUAUUUCAUGUGCUGCAUACUUAAGCAGAUAUAAUAUAUUAACAUAAUUAUUGUAAUGAUCAAAUGUUGAUAUACAUGUACAUUCUUCAUCAGUAUUUAACAGUUUUCUAAUUUGAAUAUUUAUAUUUAUUUUUCUACUUGAACAAAUCUGUGUAGUACUAUCAGCCAGCAUUGCUUUCAUCAAUCAAAUCAUCAUUCUAUCCAUAUUCUCAGUAUUAAACUCACCCAACUUAGCAUGUCAGCUCGGG
Molecule: messenger RNA, 2967 nt
Organism: Physella acuta
Lineage: Eukaryota; Metazoa; Mollusca; Gastropoda; Physidae
Product: N-alpha-acetyltransferase 60
Biological process (GO): N-terminal peptidyl-methionine acetylation
Cellular component (GO): Golgi membrane
Molecular function (GO): protein-N-terminal amino-acid acetyltransferase activity; histone acetyltransferase activity
Source: RefSeq, a predicted model, not a curated record